ACAACACCAAAAAAAACACACAGACACAACCAAAUCUCCCUCUCCACAAUCCCCAAAAUACCCCUCCCCCGAAUGGCUAAUCGCAACUUACUCCCUCCAUCAAACCCUCUCCCGUUAACCACCGCCGAGCGUGUAGUGGCUCCGACAAGAGCCCCACUCCAGAGUGGGGUCCACGACUUCGUGACCGACCACAGCCUCAUCAGGCCGGCCAGCCACCACGACCAGGUGGUGGACCACCACAUGGGCGCCACUACCGCGAACCACCACCUCGGCCAACAGGUGGCGGUGCCGCUGAGCGCGCCGGUUCUCGGCAGGCGCCAGCCUGGCAGGCAGGGGGACCACGACCGGAGCAACUUCUUCUCGUCGGACGAUAAUGCCCUUACCAAGCAAAUUCAGGGCACUCAUGCCCCCGAUGUUCAGGAGCUCGACGUGAAGCCGCUUCUUGCCAUUGUCGAGGAUAUCAUGCGCCUCGCUACGCCUGCGUCUCACGACACUAAUCUUAUUCCGGGAGGUCAAAUUGUGGCAUCGUCACAGCAUGUGGAGAAAUUGGACGACAAGGCAUUCCAUAAUACUACUGCUUCUGGCCACGACAACAAUAAGGUUUACGACAACAGCAAGAUUUACGACAACAGUAAGGUCGUCUACGAGAGCAAGGUUUACGGUUCGACUUACGACCACGAUGCCGACAUUGUUCGAGUGCUUGCAUAUCCAAUCAACAAGAUCUCCUGCGAGAUAGUGUGCAAAUCAUCCGCUGGAGGUGAGUCACACACGGUAACGAUGCACCUCCUCAACACGCUCUCGAACUACUCGUGGGCCGCGAAGGUGGUGAUCACCUUCGCGGCGUUCGCGAUCAACUACGGCGAGUUCUGGCUGGUGGAGCACCUCCAGGCCAAAGAUCCGCUCGCCAAGAACAUCGCCACACUCAAAGACCUCCCCGACGUCAUGGCCCACGCCGGCGCGCUCCAGCAGAAGUUCGACCAAGUCCUCAAUUUGCUUAACCAAGUCUUGAAAGUGACUCACCGGAUCAUCGAGUUCAAGGAGCUCCCCGAUGUGUACAUCAGCCACGACUCGCCCGAGUAUAUGGCCGCCACCGCGCAUAUUCCGUUGGCUGUUUAUUGGAUCAUUAGGAGUUUGCUUGUGUGCGCUUCCACGCUGCUCAAUCUCAUCGGCAGCGGUCACGACAGAUAUAUUACAUCAACUGCUGAGUCGUGGGAGAUAUCGAGCCUGGCGCAUAAGCUCUCGAUCAUAUUGGAGCACUUGCAGACUCAGUUCAAGAAUUGUAGGGACUUUGUUGAAAAGAAGAAGGAAGAAGAUGAAUACAAAAGGUUCGUCAUCAUCAUGACAUCAGCCCACGUGGACAACAUGAAAGUUCUCCGGGCAAUGUUCCGGUCAAGAGAAGACCAACGCCCACUCUAUAACGGCCGUACCAAGACAAACGAACGACUGGAUGUGCUGAGGUCAAAGUACGUACUCCUCCUAAUCUCCGAUCUCGAACUCCCACUGGAAGAGCUGCACAUACUCAACUCGAUCCACCGGCAGCAAUCCGACAGGCACGAGUACGAGGUUCUUUGGCUGCCGGUGAUUCAUGACCCGAGCACCACCACGGCGGCGGCGGCGGCGAUGACGCCCAUGCAGGAGAAGGCGUUCCAGGACUUGCGGAACGUGAUGCCGUGGUACUCGGUGGAGCACCCUUCGCUGGUGGAGAGGGUGGCGAUCAGGUACAUCAGGGAGUACUGGAAGUUCGUGCACAUGCCCAUGCUAGUUGUCCUGGACCCGCAUGGGAAGCCGUCCAAUCACGACGCGCUCCCCAUGAUAUGGAGCUGGGGCACCGAAGCUUUCCCCUUCACUGGGGAGCACGAGAAGUACCUGUGGGCCUCCAAAAUAUGGAACAUCACUUUGUUGGCUGACAACAUCGAUGCACGUAUUCCACUCUGGGUGGAAGAAAACAAGGUGAUAUGUCUAUACGGUGGGGAGGACAUACAGUGGAUCCGGAACUUCACCCGAAAAGCGCGGGAAGUGGCAGAAGCCCUGCACGUGCCACUGGAAAUGCUGUACGUGGGGAAGCGAAACCCUAAGGAGAAAGUCCGGAGCUGCAACGAGACCAUCGCGAAGGAGAGGCUGAGCAACGUGUUCGCCGCCGGCGACGACUACUACGACUACGUCUGGUUCUUCUGGGUGAGGCUGUGGGGCCUGUGGAACUCCAGGAAGAAGAUCGGGAUGACGGUGGAGAAUGACGUCAUCAUGCGCGAGAUACUCGACGUGCUCGCCUACGACAGCAGCAACCACCAGGGCUGGGCGGCGUUCAGCUGGAGCAACCGUGAUAUCACCAAGGGCAACGCCGAGAAGCUCAUGCCGGUUCUCGACAACUACGCCCAGUGGGCCUACAAGGUCGACCGCCCCGACCGGUUCGUCCGGGCGCUCGACGAGGAGCUGCAGGGCUUCCACCCGGAGCACCACUGCACGCGCCUCAUCCUGCCGGCGAGUGACGGGCAGAUCUCGGAGAGGGUGGUUUGCUCCGAGUGCGGCAAGACUAUGGACAAGUUUGUCCUUUACAGCUGCUGCACUGACUGAGAUAUAUAUAUGGAGUAUUAUUAUUAUUAAUUAUGCAUGUGGUUGAAAUAAAUUUGCACGUGUUUGUUGUUGUUUUUUCCGUACGUACCAGCUGAGGCUGUGCCAGCUGGAUAUAUGAUGAAUGUAAUGUUGUUGCUAUAUUUAUAUUUAUGAAUAAAAGUGGUUGUCUGUUGGUGUGUUUAA
Erythranthe guttata (spotted monkey flower) is the source of this 2754-nucleotide messenger RNA. Its product is annotated as protein SIEVE ELEMENT OCCLUSION B. The record is from RefSeq and is a predicted model, not a curated record. Lineage: Eukaryota; Viridiplantae; Streptophyta; Magnoliopsida; Lamiales; Phrymaceae. Gene Ontology annotation, biological process: phloem development.